AUGGACUGGUUAACCAGGUACAAUGGAAUCAUUAGAUGUACCAUGAAGACAGUACAGUUGACACAUAUUGAUGGUACCAAAGUGGAGUUACAAGCUACGACGGAGUCAUCUGUCGAUGGUAGACUCAAUCAGGCUAAUGCAAUGGAAGAUAGCAGAGUGGAAAUCUUAGACAAUGUAGUAACUGAUGCUCUAAGCAGGAAAUCUCAGGUCAAUGCUAUAACUCUUCAAGAGAUGAGGAACGAUAUAUGCAAGAAGUUCGAGAAGUUGAAUCUGGGAAUGCUGUGUAACAGUGAGCUCUCUGGAGGAAUCCACGUCAUCCUUUUUACGCGAGCUGUCGGAUUGCGCCACCCGCUCCUCACAACCGUUCAAUACGGACAGGUCGGCCACAUCGUCUCCAUCGAAUCGCGAUUCUUCGAUCGCCUUCUCCGCUCGUGGCUGUGUGCUAGAAAAAAACCACCUCCACGGCAUGGGCGUAUUCACCCCGACCCCAGCCCACGUUCUCCGUGCUCCUCGCCACCUCGAAGGACCGUGCUCUGGCUCCACUGCCGCCUCGCCGGCGCGCUGCGCCCGCUCCUAGCUUCUCCAGGCUUGUCGCCCCUCCUUCUCUAUCUCCAAGAGCCCGCGCCAAAUCCGCAUCUAAAAUCGAAUCCCCAACUAAAUACGCUGGAUCUCCACUCUAUCCUCAACCGAAUUCGGGCGAGGUACCUGUGGCGGCUCGCCGAGCACCCCGCGAUCGGGCCCAGUGAUGAGCUGCGUGUAUUCUUGCAGGCCGAGGGAAAGAUGCCGUUGUCUGGCAGCACUGAUGUAGCGUCCAGGAUGCUCGAUGGACCGGCGCGGCUCCCGCGACAGCUCCCCUCCGGGGAGGAGGAUGUGGUGCAGCCAGCCAAGGGCGGGAGGGACCUGCUGAGGAUAUUCAAAGAGCUCAAGCAGUCGGUUGUGAUAGACUGGGUUGACGUCAAGCCACCACUGGUGGAGGAGGAAAGGGGGGUUCCUGGAGAAGAAGGAGAAGCUGCAGGAGUGGGAGCAGCAACUCACCAGCACAUCACAACAGGCUGUUUAAUGUUGGCAUCGUCCUGUCCUCUCCACAAAGGCACAAACAGAAACACUUGUCAGGGCUCAGCAAGAUAUGGGUGAAACAAUAGGAGCGCUCAGAUUGGCAUUUAUCAACUAACAAAGUUUGAGACUGAGGAGGCAAUGUAUGACUCGCAGAGAAUAAGUGCAGCUGACAGGUACGCCGCAUGAUCAUUUGAGCAUAAUGUUGUCUGUCCAUACUGCAUUUUCCGAUCAGGCAAGUGCAUUAUUGACUGUACAAACACUCAUCUCAUAUCUGGCAUCAUUACAGUCCAAGAUUGAGAAACUUGAACCUGCAGCGUCAAAGAUAUUUGGUGGUAAUGAAGCUAGACUUCGCAGAAUUGAAGAGCUAAGGGAAACAAUAAGGGCUACUGAAGAUGCUAAGUUUUGUGCUUUAAGGGAGUAUAAGAGCAAGAAUUGGACGACCAUUGCUGCUAUUGUUUAUUCCAUGCUUUCAUUACUACUCCUUUAACCUCGUAUAACAGCGACCAUCAUUUUGUCCUUCUUAUGCAAAAUCAAUUUCAUGUAGUGGUGCAGUAAGCUUUACAUAUUGCUCCCAUCUUGUUGUUUGUGUGAAAAUAGAAACCAUAAUCAACAAUAGGAAGAACUGGUGUCUUCAUAGCUGGGAGUAAUAUGGUUUUCAGGAGGCUGUAUUUAAAUAGGGGCCUGGAGAUUUAGAAUUGCUUUUGAGGAUAUAUUCUGCAAUAGGGCCUGGAGAUUUAGAAUUGCUUUUGAGGAUAUAUUCUGCAAUAUUCAUAUCCAUUCAUUCAUGAUCUGAGAUAUGCUCCCUUGUAACUUUGGAGCAAACCAUAAGUUUUUUUUUUAUUUGCCUGCUUGCAUGGGCCAUAUAUCCUUGAUGUUAGGCACCUGGUUGGCAAAUAUAAAAUAGCAGCAGCAAUAGCAGUUCUUCC
Phragmites australis (common reed) is the source of this 1982-nucleotide messenger RNA. RefSeq lists its product as uncharacterized. Lineage: Eukaryota; Viridiplantae; Streptophyta; Magnoliopsida; Poales; Poaceae. The transcript is spliced from 5 exons. The record is from RefSeq and is a predicted model, not a curated record. The coding region runs from base 1 to 1134 and encodes 377 amino acids.